Cynocephalus volans (Philippine flying lemur) is the source of this 8822-nucleotide messenger RNA. RefSeq names its product disco interacting protein 2 homolog B (gene DIP2B). The transcript is spliced from 38 exons. NCBI's taxonomy places the organism in Eukaryota, Metazoa, Chordata, Mammalia, Dermoptera, Cynocephalidae. The record is from RefSeq and is a predicted model, not a curated record. Bases 134 to 4867 code for a protein of 1577 amino acids.
GGCGGCAGCAGCUGCAGCACUGGCGGCGCGCGGCGGCCGGAGCCGGAUCCUGUAGCCCGGGUGUGGGCCCGAGUCAGUCCGUCCCUCCUUCGGCCCCCUCUCUCGUCUUCCGGAGUGUGGCUGGCGGAGCGGGAUGGCGGAGCGAGGCCUGGAGCCGUCGCCGGCCGCGGUGGCGGCGCUGCCGCCCGAAGUGCGGGCACAGCUGGCGGAGCUGGAGCUGGAGCUCUCGGAGGGGGACAUCACACAGAAGGGUUAUGAAAAGAAGAGGUCCAAACUCCUGUCUCCUUACAGCCCACAGGCACAAGAAACUGAUUCAGCAGUACAGAAGGAACAUAGAAAUCAGACACCUGCUCCAUCUGCAAGUCAGACUUCUGCUCCCUCUAAGUACCACCGAACUCGAUCUGGGGGAGCCAGGGAUGAACGAUACCGAUCAGAUAUCCACACAGAAGCAGUUCAAGCUGCACUGGCAAAGCAUAAAGAACAGAAGAUGGCUUUGCCCAUGCCAACCAAAAGGCGGUCCACAUUUGUCCAGUCUCCUGCGGAUGCCUGCACACCUCCUGACACGUCUUCGGCCUCUGAGGAUGAGGGUUCUCUGAGACGCCAAGCUGCGCUCUCUGCUGCCUUGCAACAGAGCUUACAGAAUGCUGAGUCCUGGAUCAACCGUUCAAUUCAGGGAUCGUCCACUUCUUCAUCUGCAUCUUCUACGCUGUCCCAUGGAGAGGUCAAAGGAACCAGUGGGUCUCUAGCUGAUGUAUUUGCCAAUACUCGAAUAGAGAAUUUCUCUGCUCCCCCUGAUGUCACUGCAACUACCUCUUCCUCGUCAUUAUCUUCCUCAGUGCGCCCAGCAAAUAUUGACCUGCCCCCCUCGGGGAUAGUUAAAGGCAUGCACAAAGGAUCCAAUAGGUCCAGUCUCAUGGAUACAGCUGAUGGUGUUCCUGUUAGUAGCAGAGUAUCUACAAAAAUCCAGCAGCUUCUCAACACUCUGAAAAGGCCCAAAAGGCCUCCCUUAAAGGAAUUUUUUGUGGAUGACUCUGAAGAAAUUGUGGAAGGUAUACCUCAGCCAGACCCCAACCAGCCCAAGCCUGAGGGACGGCAGAUGACCCCUGUGAAGGGAGAACCACUAGGAGUCAUCUGCAACUGGCCUCCUGCGCUUGAAUCUGCCCUACAGCGCUGGGGCACUACUCAAGCAAAAUGCUCCUGUCUGACUGCACUGGACGUGACAGGGAAACCCGUUUACACUCUUACAUAUGGAAAGUUGUGGAGCAGAAGUUUAAAGUUGGCCUACACGCUGCUUAAUAAACUGGGGACCAAAAAUGAACCUGUGUUAAAACCUGGAGACAGGGUAGCGCUGGUUUACCCCAACAAUGAUCCAGUCAUGUUUAUGGUGGCUUUUUAUGGAUGUCUCCUGGCAGAAGUGAUUCCAGUGCCUAUAGAGGUACCUCUUACCAGAAAGGAUGCUGGAGGUCAGCAGAUUGGCUUCUUGCUAGGAAGCUGUGGUAUUGCCUUAGCUCUUACCAGUGAAGUUUGUCUAAAGGGGCUGCCAAAAACCCAGAAUGGGGAAAUUGUACAGUUUAAAGGUUGGCCCCGGCUCAAAUGGGUUGUAACAGAUUCCAAGUACCUUUCAAAGCCACCCAAAGAUUGGCAGCCCCACAUUUCUCCUGCUGGUACAGAACCAGCAUACAUUGAGUAUAAAACAAGCAAAGAAGGGAGUGUAAUGGGAGUUACAGUGUCCCGGCUUGCAAUGUUGUCUCACUGCCAAGCUCUGUCGCAGGCCUGCAAUUAUUCUGAAGGGGAAACAGUAGUAAAUGUUUUAGACUUUAAGAAGGAUGCUGGGCUGUGGCAUGGCAUGUUUGCGAAUGUGAUGAAUAAGACGCACACAAUUAGCGUACCCUACUCUGUUAUGAAGACCUGUCCUCUCUCUUGGGUCCAAAGGGUACAUGCUCACAAAGCCAAGAUAGCUUUAGUAAAAUGUCGAGACUUGCACUGGGCUAUGAUGGCUCAUCGAGACCAAAGAGAUGUGAGCUUGAGUUCCCUCCGAAUGUUAAUUGUGACUGAUGGAGCUAAUCCCUGGUCUGUAUCAUCCUGUGAUGCCUUCCUGAGUCUGUUCCAAAGCCAUGGACUGAAACCUGAGGCCAUCUGUCCGUGUGCUACGUCUGCAGAGGCCAUGACUGUAGCAAUCCGCAGGCCUGGAGUUCCAGGGGCCCCUUUGCCUGGAAGAGCCAUUCUCUCAAUGAAUGGAUUGAGCUAUGGGGUAAUACGGGUCAAUACUGAAGAUAAAAACUCAGCCCUGACGGUCCAGGAUGUGGGGCAUGUGAUGCCUGGUGGGAUGAUGUGCAUUAUAAAACCAGAUGGACCUCCCCACCUCUGCAAAACAGAUGAAAUUGGAGAAAUCUGUGUUAGCUCCAGAACUGGAGGCAUGAUGUAUUUUGGGCUUGCUGGUGUGACAAAAAAUACAUUUGAGGUGAUUCCAGUGAAUUCUGCAGGCUCUCCUGUUGGAGAUGUGCCAUUCAUCCGGUCAGGACUGCUGGGGUUUGUAGGGCCAGGUAGUUUGGUAUUUGUGGUUGGAAAAAUGGACGGAUUACUGAUGGUUAGUGGUCGAAGACAUAAUGCCGAUGACAUUGUUGCUACUGGAUUGGCUGUUGAGUCAAUAAAGACCGUGUAUAGAGGAAGAAUUGCUGUGUUUUCUGUGUCUGUAUUUUAUGAUGAGCGCAUUGUGGUGGUUGCGGAACAAAGACCUGAUGCUUCUGAGGAAGAUAGUUUCCAGUGGAUGAGCCGUGUGCUGCAGGCAAUUGAUAGCAUUCAUCAAGUGGGGGUUUAUUGCCUUGCUCUGGUGCCUGCCAAUACAUUGCCAAAAACUCCAUUAGGAGGGAUCCAUAUAUCUCAGACAAAACAGCUCUUUCUGGAGGGAUCUCUACAUCCUUGCAACAUCCUCAUGUGCCCACAUACAUGUGUGACAAAUUUGCCAAAACCCCGGCAAAAGCAACCAGGUGUAGGCCCUGCUUCUGUGAUGGUUGGGAAUCUGGUUGCUGGAAAACGCAUAGCACAAGCUGCUGGAAGAGAUCUGGGACAAAUAGAAGAGAAUGAUUUAGUGAGGAAGCACCAGUUUCUGGCAGAGAUUUUACAGUGGCGAGCCCAGGCAACUCCUGACCAUAUACUCUUCAUGCUGUUAAAUGCCAAGGGAACUACUGUGUGCACAGCCAGCUGCCUUCAGCUUCAUAAGCGAGCUGAGAGGAUUGCAUCAGUUCUUGGUGAUAAGGGUCAUCUAAAUGCAGGAGACAAUGUGGUGUUGCUCUAUCCACCUGGCAUUGAAUUAAUCGCUGCGUUCUAUGGCUGCCUGUAUGCAGGGUGCAUUCCCGUGACCGUCAGACCGCCUCAUGCUCAGAACCUCACUGCCACGUUGCCCACGGUCCGCAUGAUUGUCGAUGUCAGCAAGGCAGCCUGUAUUCUCACCACUCAGACUCUAAUGAGAUUACUGAGGUCCCGAGAGGCGGCAGCAGCUGUGGAUGUGAAAACUUGGCCAACCAUCAUUGACACAGAUGAUUUACCCAGGAAAAGGUUACCUCAGUUAUAUAAACCACCCACUCCUGAGAUGUUGGCAUAUCUUGAUUUUAGUGUCUCCACAACUGGCAUGCUUACAGGAGUGAAGAUGUCCCAUUCUGCAGUUAAUGCUCUUUGUAGAGCCAUCAAGCUCCAGUGUGAGUUGUAUUCUUCUCGGCAGAUUGCCAUCUGCCUCGACCCUUACUGUGGACUUGGCUUUGCGCUCUGGUGUCUCUGCAGUGUCUAUUCAGGUCACCAGUCUAUCUUAAUUCCUCCUAUGGAGUUAGAAAACAACCUUUUCCUCUGGCUCGCCACUGUCAACCAAUACAAAAUAAGGGAUACUUUCUGCUCCUAUUCAGUAAUGGAGCUUUGCACUAAAGGGCUUGGAAAUCAAGUGGAGGUUCUAAAGACGAGAGGAAUCAACCUCUCCUGCAUCCGGACCUGCGUGGUGGUGGCAGAGGAGCGGCCCCGCAUUGCCCUGCAGCAGUCCUUCUCCAGGCUCUUUAAAGAUAUUGGGCUGUCCCCUCGGGCUGUGAGCACCACAUUUGGAUCAAGAGUCAAUGUAGCAAUAUGUUUACAGGGAACCUCAGGACCUGAUCCAACUACUGUGUAUGUAGAUCUGAAAUCGUUAAGACAUGACAGGGUUCGUCUUGUGGAACGGGGUGCCCCCCAGAGUUUGCUCCUCUCAGAGUCUGGAAAGAUUUUACCCGGAGUGAAAGUGGUUAUUGUUAAUCCUGAAACCAAAGGACCUGUUGGAGACUCUCACCUUGGAGAGAUUUGGGUGAACAGUCCCCAUACAGCCAGUGGCUACUACACCAUCUAUGAUAGUGAGACUCUUCAGGCUGAUCAUUUCAACACUCGCCUCAGUUUUGGGGAUGCUGCACAGACACUCUGGGCUCGGACAGGCUACCUUGGUUUUGUCCGCCGGACUGAGCUCACAGCAGCCACUGGAGAGCGUCAUGAUGCAUUAUAUGUGGUGGGAGCUUUGGAUGAAACACUAGAGCUGAGAGGAUUACGAUACCACCCAAUCGAUAUUGAGACUUCAGUAUCUCGGAUCCACAGGAGCAUUGCUGAAUGUGCCGUGUUCACGUGGACCAACUUGCUUGUGGUGGUUGUGGAACUGUGCGGCUCUGAACAGGAAGCCCUAGAUCUGGUUCCUUUAGUGACCAAUGUAGUCCUGGAAGAGCAUUACCUCAUCGUUGGCGUUGUGGUUGUGGUGGACCCAGGUGUCAUCCCAAUCAACUCCAGAGGAGAGAAGCAGAGGAUGCACCUCCGUGACAGCUUCCUAGCUGACCAGUUAGACCCCAUUUAUGUGGCUUAUAACAUGUAACCAUCCUUGUGGGGACUGCAGGGGGCCUUCCUGAAGAAUCACAAAGACUGAAGACCUGUAGCUAGGAGCAGGCUUUCAAAUGAUGUGAAAUAAGCUGAGAUGGCUACAUAUAUCUUUCAUCUCAUCUUGUGGGGUUCUGCAAUCAUAGCACACAGGAAAAGGGGAAUUCUGUAGUGGCAAAUGAAAAAAAUGUUAACAGUCUUAUUAGACAUGAGCUUUGACAUAGCGUGAGUAGCACGUUACUGAAGCAAUUACAUGCAUGUUGCAUUUUUUUCAUCUGUUGUACAUACUUGUAUUUUUAUCUAAUGCUGUUUUAGAAUUUUGUAAGGGAAUUAAUGAAUUCACAUGAAGGGGGUAGUCUGAGUUACACAGUUCCCCGCUCUGUACUGUAUUUGCCAUUUUACCAUAGCUGGAUGUUCUGCAGGUUUUAUUAACAUGGAACUAUUCAGCUUACUUUGUCAACCCAUAAGCAAAUCAGAUAACCCACUGAAUAUGAGAAUUACUUUAUAUAUAUAAUUCUUGACUGUAAAACAUUUUGACCAGUGUUUUAAACAUGUAAAUAAGAAUACACAUAAUUCAACUAAAGAAUUUAAGAAUUGGCUUGUAUAACAACCAAAGUAGAAACAUUUCUAAUUUGAGAGAAUUUCAGUAUUCUCUUGAUGUAGUGUAAUUGAUAAGGUAACUAAAAUGUACAAAUUGUUUGCAGGUUUCACUGCACAUUGUUCUAUGUCUUUGUUGGCUGGUGUAUUCUAUAAACUAAAGCUGCCUGUGUUUGUUUUUAAAGCCUGCAUUCCCAGAAUCAGCUUAAGCUUCCAAGAAUUCAUCCUAUUUCUUUAAACUGAAAAAUCUCAGUUUAAAUCAAAAUGUUAAGAUGAAGCUAAAAUUCAUCAGAUCCCACCCUAUGCUUAGAAACCACAAUAACUCACCCUGGCCCCAGUGUUGAAACUCUCUCAAGAGUAAAGUGACUACGUAAGAAUUCAGAAUUUCCUCUUUUUUCCAGGCCCAUCGUAGACUGUGUCUACAGUUUAUACAUAUAGCAUCUCUUUUCUGAAAGCUGAAGAAUGUCCUCUGUUCUUCCAGUUUGUGAGGGCAGGGAGUUUAAAAACAAGAGUGACAGGCUGGGAAGGCAGUGGGAUCAACAAUCACAUGAAAUUGUAAGGCCACAUAACUACACAUCUCAAAUCUGUCCAAUUUGGGUUGCCAAAAUAGCCAGGCUUAUGCUGAAAUAGGGGGAAGUCUGAUGUAUGCAAGGAACUCUUUUGAAAUAACUGUGGUGCCCAGGCCAAGCAGACUGAGUAUGGGACUAAGUUUGGCCUCUGGCUUGGUUUACCUUCUUUGGUCUGAAACUUCAUGUAUUUGAAUAUAGUUGAAUUUUAUUAUUUUUUUCUUACAGAAAUAUUUUUAAAAAUUAAAAAAAAAAAAAACCUCAAAAUUGAAAAGAGUUAACUUGUUAAAUCAGAAUGGUUCUCUUUGACCCACUCUGGACUAUUGUGUAAAUAUUUACUUAGACUAUUUUAAUAAUACAUAUUAUUUACCCCACUGUAACAUCAUGUAAACUAAAUAUGUUUUUAAACAAUUUCUAAGACUUGUAAUUACCCUGAAAAUAAGGUUUAUAGUGCAAAGGACCGGACCGUUCUCUGUGGCAGCACCCUGGGGCUGCUGUUACACAGCCUUGUGACUCAAAGCCACCUUAUGACUCCCUUUUACAUAAUCCCCUUUUCCUCCCAACUCAUUCUCCACAGAGAGCAGACCUUAAGACAUUUUCCAGUUCCAGAUUUCUUUUCAACAUUUUGGAUGGAAUUAAUUUACACAUAAGGGGGUGGUUCUAGGAUGUACAUAAAAAAGCACUUACAUUGGGGCAAACAAGAAAUCUCAGUGUCUAGCAGUGGUUUGGUUUGCAGAGAAAACAGCCUGCUUAUUUGAAAAGUAAUUUUAUUAAAAUAAUUUUUAAUGAUUCACUAAACAAAGUGGGGGUCCUGAGGAUUAAAUAAUUCUAUCUCCAUAAUCCCCAAGUUCUAAGAAAAAAUUACAGGCAGAUUCUAUCCUAUGGGUUGCUCUGAUAAUCCUUACUAGCACAAGUUAGGGUUUAAGCAUGGGGAGACGCAUUGUUCACUAUAAAUAUGUGAGCCACAUCUGUAAUUUAAAAUUUUCUAGUAACCACAUUUUAAAAAAUAAACAGGUGAUUUACCUGGUAUAUGUCAUCAGGAAAAAAGAGAAAAAGCAGGUGAUAUUGAUUUCAAUAUAUUUUAUUGAACCCAAUAUAUCAAAAAUGCUAUCAUUUUGGGCUGGCCCCGUGGCUCACUCAGGAGAGUGCGGCACUGGUAGCACCGAGACUGUGGGUUUGGAUCCUAUAUAGGGAUGGCUGGUGCGCUCACUGGCUGAGCGUGGUGCAGACCACACUGUGCCGAGGGUUGCGAUCCCCUUACCGUUCAAAAAAAAAAAAACUAUUAUUUCAACAUGGAACCAGUAUAAAAGAUUAAUGAAAGUUUUUGCAUUCUUUUUUUUUUUCAUAUUAAGUCUUUGAAAUCCAGUGUGUGUUAAACACAUCUCAAUACGAACUAGCCAUAUUUCAAGUCUCCAGUAGCCAAAUGUGGCUAGUGGCUACCACACUGGACAGUGCAGAUCUAUACUCAUUCCUUCAAACAAAAUACUCCGUUAAUCUCAGAGUGUAGCCAACUCCCAGUUACUUAAGGGCUGAUUAUCUAGUUUUGUAGUGCCUCAGGCCUCUGAUUUAUCUUUAUUUUUUGCUUUCUGCCAUGUGGCUGCUUUAUUGAUCUUUUGCAUAUCCCCAAAGCCAGAGUAUGCUAGUGGAGGAAAGAAAGCUGAGAACUGUCCUCAGGGAACUUCAUAAUUCUGGUAAAGUAUCCUCUGGAGGGAGAAGAGAGUCCAGUCAUUAGCUUAGAUAGUGUUUAUGGGGUCAUCUGCAGAUUCAAGGCCUAGUCUGUUGUAGACUUGAAUAAGAAAAUGUUCUCUUGAUGACACAAUGCUCUUGCUCUUUCCACAUUAAGUGGAACUUUUGUGCUAGAACUGACUUUUAAGGCAGGCCUGAAAGGCCAUUAUUGAUAAAAAUACAGCCUUUCCAGUCGUCUGGGAUACAUUCUGUCUGGGUUUUUAUGCCUGUGGAAAAAAAAAAAACUAAAUAGCAAGCCCUCAUGUCGGUUAAGAGAAAUCUAUUGCUCUGGAAGUUUCUGAACCUCUUUCUGGUUCUCAGCAGAAGUAACUGAGGUAGAUCAGGAAGGAGCUGCCUCAGGAAUAUUCUUAGGCCGUAGGGAUUCCUAGAGCUGCACAGAUGCCAUCUUAUGCAUCAGUUGAGACCCUGGUAAUGGCCAGCAUGCUAACUGGCAUCAGUGAGUCCACACAGUCUUUAAUUCCUGCGCCACAAAGGACCAGGUUCUCCCCAGUACCAAGGCCUUUACCUAAGAAGUUGUGUUGCCUCAGGCUGUUUAGGGACCAUUGCCUAUCUUGGUCAUAUGUGUGUCUCCUUACUUUAGUGUCUGGGCAAUGCUUGCUUAAUGCUUUUGUUGAAUCAACAAAGGGCCUGAGGCCUUAGGUUUUUUGUUAAGGUCUCUGCCCCAGGCAUGGUGCUCAAUAUCUUGGCCAAAUUACUUUCCUUGAAUAUCCAGGAAUCUUUUAGACUAAAGCAAUGAGGAGUUGUCACCUCACCCUCAAACUCCAACAUGAUCUAUGCCUUAGUGUUGUUUUUGUUGUCUGCUUUGAUGUAAAAGCCAGAGUAUUUGGACUAAGAAGUUGCAGUACUCCAAAUACACAAUAGGCCAUUUCUUUAUCAUUCAUACAUUUCUGGUUUAGGUGUAUGUAGAUGGGCCAUGUUAUUUGUCCAGAGGAAGAGAUUGUAAAGAUAUAACAAUAAUUUUUUAGUCCUAAAUGCUGUUUUGUUUAUUUUCUGUCAAGAUAUCUCUCUGUGUCAAAUUCAAACUAUAGUACUGUGUAAUUAUGU